This is a messenger RNA of Linum tenue, 1157 nucleotides long. The record is from the annotation of a GenBank genome assembly. Lineage: Eukaryota; Viridiplantae; Streptophyta; Magnoliopsida; Malpighiales; Linaceae.
UCAAAGAGGGCCAAGAGGCCGCACCAGAACCACAAAACUGCGCGCCGCUCUGCAUUUCUAGUCGUUCAGUUUACGCCCUGGACAGCCCGAUUCUUGUAGUUGCAGUUCAUAAUCGGAGCCGUCGAUGGCUUUUUCCCCUCUGUUUCCGGCGGCGAUAGAACCCGCCGCAUUUCCUUCAUCUUUCACCCACCCUUUCCCUCUCCGGAAAAACGGGUUCAAGCCGCCGGCAAGCAAUCGCUGGGCACAAGGUAGAAGAAGAAGACGAGCUCCAAGGAUUGCGGCGGUGGUCGGAGGAGGAGGAGAUGAACUAUCAUCCGCCGCCGCCACCGUGCUGUCGGGUCAGCAAGGACAACCCGCCACCGUCACCUGGGAGAUUGUCGUCGGAGCUACAGCCGGAGUGUUGCCGUUCGUGGUGGCCGGGAUUGAGUUCAGCAAAAGAAUAAUAGAACAGAGGAGGUGUGAAGUGUGCGGAGGGUCUGGGCUGGUUCUAAUGGAGGACAAGGACAACCGGGAGGAGUACUGUCGCUGCCCUGGAUGCGGUGGGUUUCUGCCAUGGCAGUCUUGGAAGAGAUUCUUCACCGGCUAAUUGGCAAUUACCCUUGUUAAGUGGACCUUGUGCUUAUGGUCCAAUCACUCUUCUGUGGACAAUUAGUGUGCUGUAUGAUUAGGAUUAGCACUUGUAAUUACUAAAAUCGUUUGACGCUGUGUGGCAGCUAAACAAACAAGAAAAUAGAGUUGAACUUGGAAGGAGGAAGUAAUAUUAAAUUGCUUGCAUCUUGGAUUUGGAUGGUAUGAAAUCUACACGUCAGUCAUAGCCUUUGCGAGAAAGCAAGAGAUGUCAUCUGUUUGCAGCAGGAAAGUUCCCAAGGUUAACAUAGUAAUUAUGGGGCUUCGAUAUGGAUUUCAUCAUCCGACCUUCUCGAGAGUGGAAGAACUUGUGAGGCAGAGGCGGCUCUCAGAAUCUACGCUUCGACGUCUAAGUUAGUACGAUAUAGGAGAGGGUGUAUGGUAAUGGUAUGUAGAGAUAAAGUAGAGAGAGACCUUAGGGAAAGUGAGGAAGGGAAGGAGAGAUCCCCAGUUUUGAGGGUUAGGCCUCCUUAUACAGGGUUUGGACUUUCUUGAGUGGGCUUGAGCCAGUUUAUAGUCGUGUUAGGCUU